CCCCACACAUAUAAAUAAGCCCCAACUCCUUGCUAACUGCCAUCACUUUGCUUGUGUGCUACUAUGGUCAAAGCUUCUGACGUCCUUCUGAUUCUUGUUGCUAUCAUUUUCCCGCCAGCAGCCGCUGCAUUCAUCACCGGCUGCAGCUGUGACUUGCUCAUCAAUAUAUGUUUGACCAUCUUGGGAUAUUUCCCCGGACAUAUUCACGCCUUUUGGCUUAUCUACAGGAAGAUGCAAGCUGAAGAGAAAUAUGGAUACGGAGGGUUCUAUUACAUCGGCAACGGGCAUUACCAGCCUCUCAAUCAAGGCUCCGCUGCUCCUGCAAACUAUGGCACGGCAGGGCCUUAGGUUAUUUGUCGCUCAGAUGACAUCCAGCACACAUAUGGACUGUAAAUGUUACUCCACUCGUAGAACUUUGUAACUA
Messenger RNA from Suillus bovinus, 424 nucleotides. RefSeq lists its product as uncharacterized. The coding region runs from base 64 to 348 and encodes 94 amino acids. Gene Ontology annotation, cellular component: membrane. The record is from RefSeq and is a predicted model, not a curated record. NCBI's taxonomy places the organism in Eukaryota, Fungi, Basidiomycota, Agaricomycetes, Boletales, Suillaceae. The transcript has 5 exons.